Colletotrichum tamarilloi is the source of this 1515-nucleotide messenger RNA. RefSeq lists its product as uncharacterized. The record is from RefSeq and is a predicted model, not a curated record. The transcript has 2 exons. NCBI's taxonomy places the organism in Eukaryota, Fungi, Ascomycota, Sordariomycetes, Glomerellales, Glomerellaceae. The coding region runs from base 1 to 1515 and encodes 504 amino acids.
AUGUUCCGUCUCCACAGCCUGUCCCGGGGUCGGACACGCACCCUUCUCCGCCUUCCAUCAUCACAAUACCGAACAGUCAUGAUGGGCGCCGCAGCGCCAAAAAAGGAAGGCGAUAUCUCUUCCGUCUUCGUCUCUCUUUCGGGCGCCGCCCGUGAACCACUCCCGGACCGCUUCCGUGUGCUUAAAGAGGACCUCAUCGCGGGUCACGAGGAUGCCGUCGCUGCGUCCUGGAACCGGCUUCUGCGUGCUUUGCGGGAGGAGAAUCAAGUUAUCCGGGAAAAGGGACCCGCCAUCAUCCCGAGCGUUGAAUUCAAAGACUUGGAGGGCGACAUUGAGAGGCUAAAGGGUGAUAUUCGCAAGCGUGGCGCCGCUGUCGUUCGUGGUGUCGUUGAUGAGAAGGAGGCUAGAGGAUACAAAGAGGAGGUUGAGGAAUAUGUCAGGAAGAACCCAUCCACAAAAGCUUUCCCUGCAGACAACCCUCAAGUCUACGAGCUCUACUGGUCUCACCCACAAAUCAAAGCCCGCUCGCAUCCCAAUAUGCUCAAAGUCCAGUCGACCCUCAUGAGCUCCCUCUGGAACAAGUCCCCCUCGGCCGCCAUCUCUCUGCAACCCCUGACCUACGCCGAUCGCCUUCGCAUCCGUCAGCCCGGCGACGCAACGUUCGCCCUCGGCCCACACAUUGACGGCGGGUCUGUGGAGAGAUGGGAACGCGAAGGGUACGGCAAGGCCGGGACCUACGAUGCCGUCUUCCGAGGCGAAUGGGAGAAGUACGACCCGUGGGACGUCAGCGCCCGCGUCGAAGCUGUGCAAGACUUGUACAAUGGUGCCGGCGCAUGCAGCAUGUUCCGCAUGUUCCAGGGCUGGCUGAGCCUGAGCAACUGUGGACCGAGGGAGGGGACCUUGUUGGUGAACCCGUUGGUGCAGCUCUCGACCGCCUACUUUCUCCUCCGGCCGUUCUUCCAGCCGCGUAGGGAAUUAUUUGCGAGUGGCAGCGGGGUCGUCGCGGGAGAAGGCGAGGAGUUCUUGCGAGAGGAGAACUGGGCGUUUACGGGCGGCGAGGCAAUGAGUAGCGAGCUACAAGGGGCAACACCGGGACACGGACAGGAGCUCAGUGAGGCGCUGCAUCCGCAUCUGCAACUUGAUGGGACAAUGGUUCAUAUCCCGCGCAUCAAGCCUGGGGACUUUGUCGUUUGGCACGCGGACCAGAUCCACGCCGUCGAUAAGGUUCACCAGGGACAGGGAGACUCGAGUGUCAUGUACAUCCCUGUGUGUCCGGCGACGGAUUUGAAUGUCGGGUACUUGGCGAGGCAGAGGGAGGCGUUUCUUGAAGGGCUGCCAGGGCCGGAUUUCCCCGGCGGAAAGGGGGAGAGCGAACACGUGGGGCGGCCUGGAGAGGAUGCCAUCGAGGGGGUGGAGGCGAGGCGGGCGAUGGGAUUGGAAAAAUUGGUCGGCGCUGGAGAUGGGCAUGGAGAGAGGGAUUUGAUUCAGAGGGCGAACAAAGUCCUGGGGGUUUGA